AUGUGGCAGAACAACUGGUAUUACUCUGAGUCUAGCUGCUCAGGGAGAAAGUACUACUUCUCCAGGAAUGUUCCCCAUCCUAGGAUGGUCUAUCACAUGCCAGGGUUGAACAACACUCAGGUCUGUGUUGUGAGAAACAGAGUUUUACACAAAUACCCGUCUGCUGGCAAAACAGCCAUCCCCAAGCAAGACGCUGAUGAAGAGCUUGCUGUAACCAGGAACGCCACAGGCAAUGCAACUGCCAGCUGCUACAGUCCAAGCCUUGAGACCCUCGAGCAAGGGGAGCCAGGCACUUCCUGGCCCAUGACAGAAGGACGUACAGAUGUGCCUGAAGGGAUUCAAAAUGAGACUACUUCAUCUGAAAAGCUUCGGAGAAAACAAUUCCGAGACUCUGCACAACUUGCAACUGGGCAGAAAAUCCACAGGGCGUCUGUCAGCCAGCCUUCUACUCCAUUCAUCAACUCGCAACGUGGCCCUGGUGUCCAGGAGAAGGGGAAGUCUUACCUGAACUACCUGGAACAGGAUAUAAAGGUGCUGAAAAAACUUGGCAAAGUUUUACAGACAGAUUCGCUUACUAAGAUCCAACAAUGGUUCGCAAGUGCAAGUAAAAAAGAGAAAGAUUUCGUGAUCAGUCAGAUUUACACAAAAGUGCCUGAUGAAGGUGUCCUGAACUAUAAGGAAGGUACAGCAGAGAACAUGGAUAUCCAGAGUCUGCUGAAGCUUCAGACUGGUCCAGAAGGGGACAUGAAUCGGUCCAGGUAA
Messenger RNA from Opisthocomus hoazin, 762 nucleotides. NCBI's taxonomy places the organism in Eukaryota, Metazoa, Chordata, Aves, Opisthocomiformes, Opisthocomidae. The record is from RefSeq and is a predicted model, not a curated record.